Paramuricea clavata is the source of this 2523-nucleotide messenger RNA. Lineage: Eukaryota; Metazoa; Cnidaria; Anthozoa; Malacalcyonacea; Plexauridae. The record is from the annotation of a GenBank genome assembly.
AUGACUGGACGAGCUCCUACAGCUCUAUCAGGAUUUGAGACAAUUCACAUUGCUCACGUUCUUGAACAAUUAGUCAGAGGUUACUUAACAGGUACAAAUCAAUCUUCCUGGAAGAAACACAUUUUAAGUUACGGAAAUAGGUCUGCAAUUUCUAACAUUAACACGUAUUAUUACAGAUUUGAGUUUCAACAAAGGGGAACUGUGCAUCUACAUCUUUUGGUAUGGUUAAAAAACAUCUCAGAAACACAGUUCAAACUUAUACGAGGUGACAUACCAUAUGAAAACAAACAAUUGGCAUUUUUAGUGAAAAAGCUUCAACCUUCGGAUAAAGAUGUUUUGCCACUAAACAACAACCCUACCUCAAUCGAAACUAUAAAUGACCAAAAAGUAUUGCAAAUUUCUCAUCCUGCCGAAUCGUUUGCGAUGAACCUUCGCGGUUACAUUGAGACAAUACUGCCUACACUCUCAUGUAGAAUGGAUGUACAAACAACUGAUGGCAAAGGAAUGAUACUUCGUUAUGUAACAUCUUACGUUUCCAAGUGGCAUGAUGCGUUCUCUAACGAUGCACUGUACUCCACACAUGUUGCACCUUACCAAGCAGCGUACGUCCACGUCAAACAAAUGAAACCAUGCGAACCAGAAAUGUGGUUGCAUCUUACCAGCAUUAAAAUGUCGUGGACAUGCAGUAGAACGAAGGAGUAUAUUGUGCCACUUUCCUCAACUAUUGCAAAUAACACAAUUCACGCUAAAUACUUAACAAGGCCUAUUUCAAUGACUAAUUUGUCUUUUCUUAUGUGGCUGCGAACUGUCGACACUACUAAAUCCAAUUGCCUUCCAUACAAAAGCGGAAGUACCCUUGUUUCCAUCAAAAUGGUAUCACCAUUUAAUGAUGAAUAUUUCUUUCAACAUUUACUCAUGAAUCAUCCUCACAAUGCAACAGCUCAAUUGUUUCAUCCUCAACUUGACGAACUACCGUGCAGAAUAAAGUUUUUCGCAAGUGCAGUAAAGUUAAACAGCACGUUUUGGAAUCAUCUUCCUAGUAUAUCAGAAUAUUUCGAAAAACAAGGUAACAAAUCGUACUACGUUGCAACACUUUGUGCUUACAUCAGAAGUCUUCAUGACACGAUGUAUCUUUGGCAAAAACGUGUUCUUAGCAGUACACAACUUAAUAGUGAAUGUCCUUCUGACACCACAUAUUUGCUUGAUAAUUUUCAAAACAUGAUAUUUUUGAGAAUAAGCCUGUUCCUGCAAUGUAGGGAUGAAUAUUAUACCAACGACAAUUUAUACACAGACUCAGAUGACGAACACGACGAAAACAAUUCUGAACAUAAUGAAGAUUCACCUGCCAAUAACAACCCACGCGACACCCAAACGUUUUGGCGUAAAUUUGUUUUAAUUACUGGACGACAUGGCACAGGUAAAUCACAAACCAUAUGUCACACAAUUUCCACAUGCCUCGAACAACAGCGUAAAGCUUUACUUGCAGCCCCAACCGGAAUAUUAGCUGCUCGAUACAGAAAUAUUUUUGGUUCAAAGAUAGAUGCAGAUACCGUGCACAGCGCAUUCCAUUUUCCCGUCAGUCCUGAUGAACAUCCUACAAUUAACUGGAAUAUAUCUUCAUAUGACAUUGUGAUAAUAGACGAAAUUUCUAUGAUUCCCAAAACGAUAUUUGACCAUAUUAUUCGUACAAUGCAACAAAUUCCAAUCCGACCAAUACUUGUACUCGCUGGUGAUGUUCAGCAACAGCAACCAAUUGAAACAAUGGACGGCCAAAUCUGUCAAGUGGAAAGUAUUCUAAGCGAACCACGAUUUAUGUCUAUUGUUGAACACUACAAAUUGACGCAACAAUAUCGAGUUUUAGAUGAAGAAUACGAAAGAUUUAUACAACAUAUCCGUUAUUGGCGACCAACACAACAACUGCUUGAUCAAAUGCAGCAAGGUCGCGUAAUAUGCCAACAAUCUGAGCCCACAGAUGAUGAAAUAUACAACGUUGUUUCACAGAAUCCGGACUCAACAGUUUUAACUGUAUCGAAACGGGCUUGCCACAAAGUCAAUCAGGCAGUUAUUGCCAGGCUAUUUGCACACCAAGUGCCUCUCGCUCAUGUUCAAUGCGACAACGAAACGACUGACAUUCCAAUAUACAAAAACAUGCGCGUUAUCAUCACUCAAAAUCGCGAUAAGUCAAACGGAGUCGUCAAUGGCCAAGAAGGAACAGUACAUUGCAUCGAAAACGAAACUAUAUUUCUCAAACUCGCAAAUGAAAAAAUUGUAGCAGUCUACCCAGUUACCUACCAGAAUUUGGAAAAUGUCGUCAAGUACUGUUAUCCUUUAAUGCCUUCAUAUGCAUUAACUAUCACUAAAUCGCAAGGCAUGAAUUUGAAGACUGUAAUAAUAUGGUUUGAUUGCAACAAAUUACCAACUGGUUCAGCAUAUGUUGCUCUGUCUCGUAUCCGACGUCGUCGAGAUCUAAUUCUGUUGACACCAAUGCUUGAAAAUCAUGUAACCCCAGUUACAAUAGGUUGA